AUGUCGAAAUUGAAGGGUGAGCAAUCCUCCGCGUAUCGCGGUGAUGAAGAGGGGGGGGAGGUCACAGGUGGCUCCUCCUCUGCAGCAACCCCUCCUCCAAUUCAGCGCAAGCUGGAUAACCCUGGGGAGGCGCUGCCGGAGUACUACGAUUCUAUUGGUGGAUCAACGAAGCCCGUGAGGGGGGUUAUGAGGGGGGAGACGGGGGCGGAGGGGGAGGCUGGUGCUGGUGCCCCUCCUGAAUUUGAGGUGUAUGUUCCUAAGACGAAGGUGAAGCAUGCCAAUACAAUACUGGCACCUGAGGGUGAUGUUCUGACUGUUUCCCAUGACGAACAUCUUAAUACUGAUGGCGAGGCCCUUUACCGGUAAGUUUCUGACCCUUCAAUUUUGGAUCUGUUUGUUUACUUGAUCGGAACACUACACCAGAUGCUCAUCUACCUGAUUGUUUACCAUAGUUGGUUUUUAGAACAACGCUCGAGACCGCCACGCGUGCAAGUCCGCGUACAUGGAUAUCACAGCGAAUGGAGUUUCUCUCAGAGGAGAUUUAAGGCGGUGACCGAUUUCCACCUUAUCUGUGAUUUUACCCAUUUGUUGCUGGAGCAGAAUCAUAUAGGGGAGCCGACUCUAGCGACAGUUCCACCAGAUAAAAAGGCCCACCGUGGUCACGGGGGGUUCAAAUCUCUCGCCAAGGACUUAGAAGAGGGCGGGACAGUUCGAGACUGGGCUGAUCGAUACUGCGAGGACCAAUCUACGUUCAAGGAGUGAGUUUUGCCCCUCUCUCGGAUAUUUCAUAACACCGAGGCCUCAAACAGGCUAUAUGUUUGAUCCAUUCGUGCAUCGUCCCAUCCAGCAACCUACUCCUGCGGUUUACAUAUUUAUGCAUUCAUUUCCCCUUCCCCCGUCCCAUGGAUAUAGCUCAUAGAUCCGAUCACAGAUUCGUCAUGAAGAAGGUGGUGCUCGGACACGAUCGCGACUAUCUGAUGCGCCGUAUAACGGAGUGCAUCCGAUCAACAAAUUACCCUCAUAACAUAUCGUUUGAGUUUCCGAUCUACAAUACACGAGUAAAGGUCUAUCCAGAAAAUAGAAUCUCGAAGCUACGAAAGGCAGAAUGGUUCCGGUGGAUAUUCUACCUCACCUUCCUCUGGAUAUUCGCAUGGCCAUACCUUUGGCUCGUGACAAAACGGUAUAACGUUACUAGGAUGACCUGGAGAAUGUCUCGCCGGGUUCGAGAUGAAAGUGGGGAGACGCGGAGAGAGUGCGUACAGACUGAGGGGGAGUGGAUGCGCCAGUGGGGACCCGCCAUCAAGCGCGCCGUGACGGCCAAAAAACAGG
This is a messenger RNA of Tuber aestivum (summer truffle), 1329 nucleotides long. The record is from the annotation of a GenBank genome assembly. Lineage: Eukaryota; Fungi; Ascomycota; Pezizomycetes; Pezizales; Tuberaceae.